Rhinichthys klamathensis goyatoka is the source of this 705-nucleotide messenger RNA. RefSeq names its product thymosin beta 2 (gene tmsb2). Gene Ontology annotation, biological process: actin filament organization; regulation of cell migration. Gene Ontology annotation, cellular component: cytoplasm. The record is from RefSeq and is a predicted model, not a curated record. The coding region runs from base 311 to 490 and encodes 59 amino acids. The transcript is spliced from 3 exons. Gene Ontology annotation, molecular function: actin monomer binding. NCBI's taxonomy places the organism in Eukaryota, Metazoa, Chordata, Actinopteri, Cypriniformes, Leuciscidae.
CAUGCCCUUGUGCCCACUCUGCUCGUCAUAUUCCAUCUUUAUUAAUUCAUCAUUCCAACACGUAAAGGCAUUGCAUGUCUGUUCUCUACGGAGCAUGAAUAUUAACUUGAUGGGAUGGAAGGGGUAGGCUGACUAAACCUCUCCAGCAUCCUCCCUCUCUCCCUCCUUCUCUCUCUCUCUCUCCUCAAAAUUCCACGCCCUAUCGGAUAUACAGACACCAGCAGACGCAGUCUGGGUAAUCUCAGCAGACACGCCGUCCUCCUCUCUUUCUACCAGCCAGUGGAUACAGACACUUUGUUCCCUGCGGUCAAUGCUCUUGAAGUCACAUCUGUCAUCUCUACUGACAGCAAACAUGUCUGACAAGCCAGACCUCACGGAAAUCGCCAGGUUUGACAAAACCAAGCUGAAGAAGACUGAGACAAAAGAGAAGAACCCUUUACCCACCAAAGAGACUAUCGAGCAGGAGAGGAAAGGAGACGCCACCCCAUGACCCAAGAGACAACGAGAAGACAAGCACAAAACAUGUUCUUCUGACAUGGCAGAUAUUACAAUUCAUAUUUCUGUUUAAAGGGUGCUAUUGCCCCAUGUGAUCCAUGGUUACCAUGGCAAUUGGAGUCACUGGGGCCUAUAAAUGGGAGUGUGAUGAAGGGGGGUGACCUGAGACAGGGUUUAAAAUAGUUAUUUUACCAAAUUCUGUUUAGUGCU